Gekko japonicus is the source of this 264-nucleotide messenger RNA. It is a transcript of the gene GCG, whose product is annotated as glucagon. Gene Ontology annotation, biological process: negative regulation of apoptotic process; adenylate cyclase-modulating G protein-coupled receptor signaling pathway; positive regulation of insulin secretion involved in cellular response to glucose stimulus. The coding region runs from base 1 to 264 and encodes 87 amino acids. Gene Ontology annotation, molecular function: glucagon receptor binding; hormone activity. The record is from RefSeq and is a predicted model, not a curated record. The transcript is spliced from 2 exons. Gene Ontology annotation, cellular component: extracellular region. NCBI's taxonomy places the organism in Eukaryota, Metazoa, Chordata, Lepidosauria, Squamata, Gekkonidae.
AUGAAAAUGAAAAGCAUGUACUUUGUGGCGGGGUUGCUUUUAAUGAUUGUUCAAAGCAGCUGGCAAAGCGCCCUUCAAGAAGCAGAAGAGAAAUCCAGAUUAUUCAAAGCUUCCCAGGCUGAACCAUUAGAUGAAUCUAGACAGCUGAACGAAGUGAAACGUCAUUCACAAGGUACAUUCACCAGCGAUUACAGCAAGUUCUUGGACACGAGGAGAGCUCAAGAUUUUGUAGAGUGGUUAAUGAGCAGUAAAAGAAGCGGGUAA